AUGUCUCAGCACUCCAUCGAAUCCGGAUACACCUCCGAAGAAGAAUGUUCCUUCAACAACCUUGAAAUCAUCGCCGCCGAUACUAAACGAUUCGCCAAAAGUUUCUCAAUCGAAGAAGAAAUCAUCAAGUCUGCGAAUGGAAUCGUAUACUCGGGCUUCGACCUUUCCACUGGAGAAGCAGUCAUCGUCAAACAGAUCCCGAAGACUUCCGUUUCCGAAUACAUCGUCAUGGACGGUCGACAAAUCCCUUCAGAAAUCUACUUCCAGUUCAAAGCCGCCGAAGCUUGCGAAGCCGUCGUCCAGCCAAUCGACUUCUUCGAACGCAAAUCUUCCUUCGUCAUCAUCAUGGAGAAGAUGGAAAACGUCACUGAUCUUUUCGAAUUCAAUCGUCAACAUGGUGCUCUUUCAGAAGAAGCAGCUCUCUUCAUUUUCAAGCAAGUAGUCGAAGCCGUCCAAGAAAUGGCCUCAGUCGGCAUCUCCCAUCGUGAUAUCAAGGACGAAAACAUCCUCAUUGACCCAGAAACCCUCCAGGUCUUCAUCAUCGACUUCGGCUGCGCCUCAAAGAUCUCUGAGAGAUCGACUCCGCGAGGAACUCCAGACUACUGGGCACCAGAAAUCUUUGCCAAUGGAGUUUCUUCAACCGAAGCAGCCGACUGCUGGGCCCUAGGUGCUCUCCUGUACAUUAUGCUCACUGGAUCAUGGAGAGUCGAAAACGGUCAAGUUUGCCGAAAUUUUAUCGGCGAAAAUCAUCUUAGCGAAGAUUUGAAAACUCUCUUCGAUCGAAUCUUCCACAAGAAUCCCGCUUUUCGCCUUGACAUUUCCACUCUCUGUAAACUUUUCUGA
Molecule: messenger RNA, 843 nt
Organism: Oikopleura dioica
Lineage: Eukaryota; Metazoa; Chordata; Appendicularia; Copelata; Oikopleuridae
Source: the annotation of a GenBank genome assembly